Molecule: messenger RNA, 918 nt
Organism: Canariomyces notabilis
Lineage: Eukaryota; Fungi; Ascomycota; Sordariomycetes; Sordariales; Chaetomiaceae
Product: polyubiquitin
Exons: 2
Coding region: 1-918 (305 amino acids)
Biological process (GO): modification-dependent protein catabolic process; protein ubiquitination
Cellular component (GO): cytoplasm; nucleus
Molecular function (GO): protein tag activity; ubiquitin protein ligase binding
Source: RefSeq, a predicted model, not a curated record
AUGCAGAUCUUCGUCAAGACUUUGACCGGAAAGACUAUCACCCUUGAGGUGGAGUCGUCGGAUACCAUCGAUAAUGUCAAGUCGAAGAUUCAGGACAAGGAGGGCAUUCCGCCCGACCAGCAGCGCCUAAUUUUCGCCGGCAAGCAGCUUGAGGAUGGCCGUACUCUUUCUGAUUACAACAUCCAGAAGGAGUCCACUCUCCACCUUGUCCUUCGCCUCCGCGGCGGCAUGCAGAUUUUCGUCAAGACCCUCACCGGCAAGACCAUCACCCUCGAGGUGGAGUCCUCGGAUACUAUCGACAAUGUAAAGUCGAAGAUUCAGGACAAGGAGGGCAUCCCCCCGGACCAGCAACGUCUCAUCUUCGCCGGCAAGCAACUCGAGGACGGCCGCACCCUCUCCGACUACAACAUUCAGAAGGAGUCCACCUUGCACCUGGUCCUCCGUCUGCGUGGCGGUAUGCAGAUUUUCGUCAAGACCCUGACUGGCAAGACGAUUACGUUGGAGGUGGAGUCUUCAGACACCAUCGACAACGUGAAGUCGAAGAUCCAGGACAAGGAGGGUAUUCCACCCGACCAACAGCGUCUCAUCUUCGCUGGCAAGCAAUUGGAAGAUGGUCGGACUUUGUCUGACUACAACAUUCAAAAGGAGAGCACCCUGCACUUGGUUCUCCGGCUCCGUGGCGGUAUGCAGAUCUUCGUCAAGACACUUACGGGCAAGACAAUCACGCUCGAAGUAGAAUCUUCGGACACGAUCGACAACGUCAAGUCCAAGAUUCAGGACAAAGAGGGUAUCCCGCCUGAUCAGCAGCGGUUGAUCUUUGCCGGCAAGCAGUUGGAGGAUGGUCGGACUUUAUCCGACUACAAUAUCCAGAAGGAGAGCACCCUCCACUUGGUGCUGCGUCUCCGUGGUGGCCAGUAA